UUCCGGUCCUUAACUUCCGGUCCUUUCCAUUUAUUCUUCCGACAAAAAGGCCAGACUGUCCGUUCCCGCAACUGCCUGCCUCGUUCCGGGCUCCUAAGCACGUUGAGUUGCGGCGCGGCUCCAGCGCGCCCUCGCCGGCACCAUGGCCCGAAAUGCAGAAAAAGCCAUGACUGCCCUGGCGAGGUUCCGUCAGGCUCAGCUGGAAGAGGGAAAAGUCAAGGAGCGCAGACCCUUCCUGGCUUCCGAAUGUACUGAGUUGCCGAAAGCGGAGAAGUGGAGACGGCAGAUCAUUGGAGAGAUCUCAAAAAAAGUUGCUCAGAUUCAGAAUGCUGGUUUAGGGGAAUUCCGAAUUCGAGACCUGAAUGAUGAAAUUAACAAGCUGCUAAGGGAGAAAGGACACUGGGAGGUCCGGAUCAAGGAGCUGGGCGGCCCUGAUUAUGGAAAAGUUGGCCCCAAGAUGCUGGAUCAUGAAGGUAAAGAAGUCCCAGGAAACCGAGGUUACAAGUACUUUGGGGCAGCAAAAGAUUUGCCUGGUGUCAGAGAGCUAUUUGAAAAAGAACCCCUUCCUCCUCCCAGAAAGACGCGUGCUGAGCUCAUGAAGGCCAUCGAUUUCGAAUACUAUGGUUACCUGGAUGAAGAUGAUGGAGUUAUUGUGCCCUUGGAACAAGAAUAUGAGAAGAAACUCAGAGCUGAGAUGGUAGAAAAAUGGAAAGCAGAGAGAGAGGCUCGGCUGGCAAGGGGAGAAAAGGAAGAGGAGGAGGAGGAGGAAGAGGAGAUCAACAUCUACGCUGUCACGGAGGAGGAGUCCGAUGAGGAAGGCAGCCAGGAGAAGGCAGGGGAAGAUGGUCAGCAGAAGUUCAUCGCUCACGUUCCAGUGCCGUCGCAGCAGGAGAUUGAGGAGGCGCUGGUACGGAGGAAGAAAAUGGAACUGCUCCAGAAAUACGCAAGUGAGACCCUGCAGGCACAGAGCGAGGAAGCCAAGCGACUCCUGGGGUACUAGGCUCAGCCAGAACCCUUCGUGAACUCUGGAGAUCUGGUGGGUGCUUGGUACUCCCUGGCAUGCCAUCCUCACAGCUGCCCUGGGCUGUGGCUGGGCCGGCUGGCGCCGGAAGGCCCCGUGCCUUUCUCACCCUUCCUCUUGCCUCCUCUGGACGCGUGAGCUGGCCUGGCGGUCGGCCUUUGUCCCUUCCCCGUAAGCUGCAGUGUACUGAGCGCUGUAGUAGCCGUCACCUUUGUACAGAUGCCUUUGCUGCCCUACGGAGCCAUUUAUUUUUACUUUGGAAUAUGUAAAAUCUGUUCUCUGAAAAUUUAUUCUGCCCUGUACUAUGAUUUGGAGAAUCAAGAAGGAUCAGUUAGUAGCCAAUUUUAAAAAAUACAUGAUUUUUAUUCAAAUCACGUCCAAAUUCAGAGAUUCAUCUUCUCUGGAAGACUGAGAUGGAAUUUCACGGUCUGUGGUGGAGCCCUUUGAUCCUUGACUGGGCACUGCUUUCCUCCCACGACCCCUCUGGGAGAGCCGCUUCACUGUCUUCUGUCCUGUGGACAGUUGUGAGUUAGCAACUUUAUUUUUAUAACUUGUUUCAGAGAAAGGUACUUUUAUUAAAGGUUUUUAAUAAGAAAGGAAA
Messenger RNA from Apodemus sylvaticus (European woodmouse), 1622 nucleotides. It is a transcript of the gene Isy1, whose product is annotated as ISY1 splicing factor homolog. The transcript is spliced from 11 exons. Gene Ontology annotation, biological process: mRNA 3'-splice site recognition; generation of catalytic spliceosome for second transesterification step. Lineage: Eukaryota; Metazoa; Chordata; Mammalia; Rodentia; Muridae. Gene Ontology annotation, cellular component: post-mRNA release spliceosomal complex; Prp19 complex; catalytic step 2 spliceosome. The coding region runs from base 143 to 1000 and encodes 285 amino acids. The record is from RefSeq and is a predicted model, not a curated record.